Messenger RNA from Arabidopsis arenosa, 2389 nucleotides. Lineage: Eukaryota; Viridiplantae; Streptophyta; Magnoliopsida; Brassicales; Brassicaceae. The record is from the annotation of a GenBank genome assembly.
AGGACGAAGGCUUCAUCUUCAGGUUAACAGAGAUUGGACAAAUACUCUCAACCAUCUUAGGUCUUCAAACUUUGGGAAAGAGAGGAAGAAAUCAAUACUCCUGGGAUGGCAAAGCGCGAUCUACACGAUCUGGGUGGAGAGGAACAUCAGGAACCACCGGCAUCAAAAUCGAUGGAAGAGCUUCUCAAACAAAUUGAUUCAACAAUCUGGACCAGAACGGCAGAACCUCGAGUUUUAUAUCGGAGAGGCCAGAGCUUAAAAAUUUCACCCGUCUCCCGUGAGUUCGUUUCUCUCUCGAAUCUCUCUUCUCCGCUCCGUCGCUUGUUUUCCGGCGCCUCGUCGUCUCCGUCGUCUUCUUCUAGCCUCAGAACUUCGGCCGUCGUCUGUGGUACUCCGUCAAUCGUCUCCUCCGUCUCCUCCGCGUUCAUUUGUCUUUUCGUCUCCGCCGCCUCCGUUCGUAUUCGUCUCCUCCGCGUGUCUUCGUCUCCUCCGUAUAUGGCUCGUGUGAUAGAGGGAGGUAGGGAAUAUGAGUCAACAGAAAGGUCUCGAGAAGCUUCGACGACGGAUGUCGCUGUUUUAACAGAAGCUGCGCUUGAUGCUUCUGUUCAAACAGAAGAUCUGACGGAUUCUGUUGUUCUUCCAACAGAAUUCGAACCGACGAAUUCCGCUGUUGUUCCAACAGAAUUCGAACCGACGGAUGCCGCUGUAAUUGUUCCAAGAGUGGAUGCUUCGGUUCUGGAAUUGUCUGAUAGAGAAGGGAAAGACUCAGUCCGUGAGUCAAAUGAAGACGUUUGUGAGUCCGAUAAAGAAGUCAGUGAGUCAAAGGAGAAAGAAAAAGAAGUCCGUGAGUUGUCAAUUGAUGGUCAGGGUUGUGAUAACGAGGAAGAAGAGAGAGUUGGUGAUGCUGAGGGUGGAGAAAGGAGUUGUGAUAAUGAGGAGGAAGAUGUUGUUGCUGGUGUUGUUAAGAAUAUAGUUGAUGAUAUUGCUGCUGAGGAAGAGGAGAGGGUUAAUGAUGUUGCAGCUGAUAUAGAUGAGGAUGAUGAUGAUGAGGAAUCCCAACCACUGCCGCCAGAGAGCAUGUACUUUAGUCCAACUGAGUACAACAAGGCUGAUUCUAAGGGUGAUGGGAACAUAGAGCAAUUCCUGUUAAGGAUUGUUGAUGAUGUUCAUGCUUGUGAGAUAUUCCCGUGGGGAAGGUAUUCUUUUGAGCAAUGUAUGACAGGGAUCCGGAGAAUGAUGAAAAACAUGAAAGGUUCGGUGAAACAAAAAGCACAGAGAAGCUUUUUUGGAUUCAUCACUCCUCUUGAGAUUUUUGCAUUUGAGUGCAUAUCACAGCUUGGAAGGCGAUUCAGAGAAGCUGUUCCCGCAGCUAAUGACUGUCCAAGAAUGUGCAAAUCUAAAUUCACUGACAGUUGCAUGAAGGGCUUUACCUUGGAUGAAAUAAAUCAAGCCCUUGGUGAAAUUAAGGAUAUCUCAAGCAUCUUGGAACCUGAUAUGGAUGAGAAAGAGAUGUUGUCUGGCCUUGUUGAGAAAUAUGUUGAUGAAGGGAUGGGAUUUAUUGAUCCAGUUGUUGAAAGUUGGAGAGAGCAGCUGAUCACAAAGAAGAAGAAAAUCUGGUGGAAAAGUCUAUACCAGAUGGACUUGCAGGCUCGAGGUUUUGGUGAUGUUGUCCCUGAAGUGGCUGAGAGGCUUGGUGAUGUUAAAGAAAGAGAUGGUGAAGUCCCUGAGAGGCUUGGUGAUAUCCUCUCAUUACAGUCAGCUGUGGACAAAGGAUUUGCGAAGAUCAUGGAGAAGUUUGCUGAGAUGGAUAGCAAAGUGAGUAUGCUGGAUGGGAGAGUGAAAGAAUUAGAGGGUUAUGUGGCAAUCCAGCUAGAGAAAGAGUGGUACAAUGAGUAUCAUCCAAGGACUUCAAGUGAUUUUGUGCCAACCUAUUGUACACCAACUGCUAAUCAACCAAUAGCGAGUCCGACAAAGGCUUUGGUCCUUCACAGUGGUGAUGAAGGUGAUCAGGAGCAGCUGGCUAGAAAAGAGAAGGAGAACAAGAAGACGAAGGCAGUGAGGCCAAAGCAUAGUGGCCCUACAAUCCAGACCGGGAAAAAGAGACAAAGGAAGCCUUCCAGGUUUCAGGCUGAAGAGUUUACAGUAGAGGGGAAGGGGAAGGGGAAGAAGCGGCAGAAGAAAUAGGUGAUCUUUAUGAGAGAUCACUCUUUAUGAUGGGUUGCUUUUGUGUAGGACAAAACUUAUAUUUUCUGAGUAUUUUGCGGUUAUCUUUUAUUAGGAUUCAAAACAUUGUACUAUCUUUUGGUUGUGUUGUGGUUUAGGUGCAUUUUUUGUAUUUGGGGUUUAGGAUGAUCCAGAAAUUAUAUUUUAAAAAAUUAUGCAUCUGGUC